UUCCGCUGCUUGCAGUGCGGCAGCUCCGCGCAUCCCUCGUGGCUCUGCGAUGCCCCUCCGCCAGCCGCUCGCUGCGCGCACUGCUCCGCCAAGGAGAAGGGUAAGCGCCCCUUGGCGUGCCCGGACGUCGCCACCGCUUUGAACCGCAUCACAUCUUGCCGUGCGACGGCUGACGUCGCCGGCAUGCAGGCUGCAAUCGACGGUUUGCAGCGCGCCGGCCAUCGCCCGCCGCUGGAGGCGUUUUCGCAGGUGAUUGCGACGCACGCGACGCUGGGGGAGCCAGAAAAGGCGGAAGCGGUGUUGGCGGAGAUGGAAGCGGCGGGGGUGGCGGCGGACCCGGUGUGCUACAACGCCGUGGUGAACGCCUUCUGCUCGCGCGCGCGCGUGGACGAGGCGCUGACCGUGCUGCGGCGCAUGCGCUUCAACGGGUGGGAGCCGACGGCCAGCACGUACAACACGCUCAUCAAAGGCUUCGGCGCCGCCAAGCGCCCGGAAGACGCCGCGAAAGUCGCGGAGAUGAUGGUGGGACGCGCGGGGGCAGCGGCAGGGCGGCGCAAGGGCGGGCGGAGCUGGUCGCGGGAGAAGCUGCGGGGGACGGGGAGGGGCGGGGGGGAGGGGAAGGGCGGCGAGUUGCGGACGUACAACAUGUUGCUGAACGCGUGGUGCGAGCGCGGGGACGUGGAGCAGGCGCGCGCGGUGCUGCGCGAGAUGCGCGCAGCGGGCGUGGCGCCGGACGCGGUGUCGUACAACACGCUGAUGAAGGCGUACGGGCGGCUGGGGCGCCCCAACGACUGCGAGCGCGUGCUGCGCGAAAUGGUGAACGCGCUCGUGCGCCCCAACGCGCGCACGUUCGGCAUGAUGGUGCGCGCGCUGUGCGACGUGGGGCGCAUGGCGGACGCGGAGGUGGUUGCGGAGCGCAUGCGCGAGUGGGACGUGGCGCCGAACGCGACGAUCUUCAACACCAUCGUGAAGGGGUACUGCCAGGCCGGCCAGCCGCUCCCCGCCGCGCAGGUGCUGCAGAAGAUGCGGUUGGCGGGCGUGCCCCCCGACCUGGCGUCGUACUGCACGCUCAUGAACGCCUGGAGCACCGCGGCGCGACCCGACCGCGCGCGCGCCGUACUGCAGGAGGCCAUGGCGGCGGGGCUGGCGCCGGACGUGGAGGCGUUCUCGGUGCUCGCCAAGGGGUACCUGCGCGCGCGCCAGGGGGACGCCGCCGAGCGGCUGCUGGACGAGAUGCGCGAGCAGCAUGGGUUGGCGCCGAACGUGGUGACUUACACGACGGUGAUGGGCGCGUACUGUAGCAUGGGCGCGCGCAUGGACUCCGCCAUGGCUGUGUACGAGCGCAUGGUGGGCGCGGGCGUGCGCCCCAACGCGUUCACGUUCCGCACGCUCAUCUGGGGCUUCUGUGAGGCGCGCCUGCCCCACCGCGCGGAGGCCGUGCUGCGGCUGAUGGAGGCGGAGGGGGGGCCGCUGGACGCGCGGUGCUACGAGCAGACGAGCCUGGCGUGGCAGUCCGUGGGGCUGUGGCGCGACGCCCAGCGCAUCGCCGCGGAGAAGCGCGACAAGUGUGGCGCGCAGGGCGGGGGGGCGCGGAAGCUGAGCAAGCGCGAGGAGAGGGGCAGGCGGGUGCGGGCGGAAGGGGGUGGGACAGGGGGAGAUAGGAUCAGAGGGGCGGGGGGCGGGAGCAGGGCGGGCUUGGGAGAUGGCAGUGUUGGGCAGACUGGCAAUGGGGCGAGUCAUGGCAGCAGCAGCAGUGAGAGCAUGAGAGGCAGUGAUGAGAGUGAUGGUGAGAGCAGCAGCGGUGGUGGUGAGAGGUUUGGCGUGGAGAGCAACAGCAGGGUUGAAGGUGCAGGGCAGGAGGGCGAGGGCAGCAGCAGUGCAGCAGCACAGCAGGCAGAAGCCGAGGGGAAGGCGGCAGUUAGGGUUGGAGGGGGCGAUAGGGGUGGCAGCGUCAGAUCAGGCAUGGUGAAUGGCAGGGAGUCUAGGGGGCCGAGCGGCAGUGCGAGGGGCAGCGGAAGAGGCAGUAAGACUCGCAUAUGGCAAAGACCACAGUCCCUCCCUGUGCCACAAGGGGAGGUGGCAACUGGUGCAGGAGCCACCCAGUCAGAGGCCCAGAGGUCCCCGUCAGCCGCCCUGCUGCCCUGCGCCGCUGCUGCUCUCCACCUGCGCUCCCCCCUCCCCCUGCCACGCCCACACCGCCAGGCGUGGCAGCACUGCCAUUCGCCCCACGCCCCCCUCUCCGCUCUCACCUGGGCUGCAGCUGUCGCACCACACCGCGCUCCUCUUCUUGCCCUCCCCUUCUCCCUCGCUACGCUUCUCUCGCGCCCCUCUCCCACCUCUGCCCGCUGCAAGCACACCUGCCAUGCUGUCACGGCGCCCACACCCGCCCCGGCUGCUCGCACUGCCCUCCCGGGCCUCACAAGCACGCCCCUCGCCUCGCACUCCCAGCCUCGCAUGGACCGGCAGCACGGGAGCGGGCGAGACGGGCACAGCAGCUGCAUCGCGCAUGGGAUUGCUAUCCCGGCACGUGCCAGGCUUCCCACUCUCUCCCUACACCGCUCCUCUUCGUCUCUCUCACCCUCCGCGCCCAUGUCGGCCUCCGCCCGCCUGCGCGCAUGUGCAGUCGGCGGGCGCGAGGCUCUAUGGGAUGCUGGCGCGGGCGCGCGGAACAGCACCCAGGAGUCCGCCAUUCGGCGCUUGAAAUGGCCACCCGCAGAUGAUGGCGGGCUGCGCGGAAAGCUGAGUGCUGCGCCUAUGCCCCGCCGCUCACUGCUCUCCCCCAAGCGCCAAACGCUGCGCCCCGGAAUGCCGCUCAGCGGACCUCCGCCGAUCGCUCUCCGCGGCACCAGUAGUCAACGCCAAGGGCGCGCGGCCCCCGUGGUGGCUCUAGCAGGCAGCAAGUGGCGGCGCAGCGACCAGCCCCCCGUGCGGCUUCCGCCCGUGCUGAGCCCGUCCGCGUCCGCGCUGCUGCGCCAGCUGCGCCAGCAGAAGCUGCGCCGACAAAGAUGGGCGGCGCUGGAGGCGGCUAGCGCGGGAGGAGGGGGAGGCGGAGGGCGGAAGGGCGCGGAGGAGGAUGUGGCGGCGGUGCUGCGCGAGCUGAGGCGCAGGGAGGAGUGGCACGUGGUGGCGCAUGUGUACGAGUGGGUGGUGGCGCGAGAGGGGUGGCGCGCGGAUGUGUCGGGGUACAAUCUGCUCAUGGACGCCUACGCGCGCUCAGGCGCCGCCCCCACCGCUCUGCGCGUCUUCCGCCUCAUGCAGCAGGGGCGCGUGCGCUUCUCCCUCCCACAGACGCGCGGACGGGAGAGGGCAGCGGGGGGAAGAGAGAGAGAUGCAGGGGAGGAAGGAGAGGGAGCAAGGGGAAGAGAGGGUAGAGGGCCGCGGGGAAAGGGGAGGGAGGAGGAGGAGGGGGACGGGGAGGAAUGGGAAGUAGAGGAGGGGGAAAGGGGGGAAGUGGGGGAGGAGGAGGUGGAGAUGUGGGUGGAGGAGGGAGUGGGCGUGUGUGUGCCCAGCGAGGCCUCAUUCAACGUCGUGCUGGGCGGGCUGUGUCGUCAGGGCCUGCUGCCGCCCGCUGAAGAGCUCUUCCAGGAGAUGCUUCGCCGCGGCUACCGCCCCAGUGAGUGCUGCCGCCCCAGUGAGUGCUGCCGCCCCAGUGAGUGCUGCCGCCCCAGUCUGGUGACGUACAACACGAUGGUGGAGGUGAGGGGGAGGGCGGGGGACGUGGAGGGCGCGGAGGGGCUCAUGCGCGCCAUGCGGGGGGAGGGCGUGCGCCCCACCGCCGCCUCCUACGCGCUGCUCAUGCACGCCUAUGGCAAGGCGGGCCUGCCCCAGCGCGCAGAGGAGGUGUUUGCAGGGCUGCACGGGGCGGCCGUGCUGCCCACGGUGCCGUGCUUCACGGCGCUGAUAGCGGCGCAUGCACGCGUGGGGCAGUGGCGGGAGGCACAGCGCGCGUACGACAGCAUCGCCCUCAUGGGGCUGCGCCCUGACCUGCAUGCCACCACUGCUCUCCUGCACGCCCUCUCCACGGCGGGCGAGGUGGAGCGGGCGCGGGGAGUGCUGGAGGCGAUGCAGCGCACCAUUGGUGCCGCCCCUCCGCCCUCCUGUGUCACCCCGCUGCUGGCCGCCCUGGCACGGCAGGGACUGUGGACAGAGGCGGAGGAGGUGUAUGCAUCGCUAGCAGCGGCAGGCACACCCCCCCCGGUGCGGUGGCAGCACGAGCUGCUGCGCGCGUACGAGCGCGCAGGGCUGCCGGAGAAAGUGCAGGCACACCUGGCGCUGCUGCGCGGGUGGGGGGAAGGGGAGAGGGGGCGCACGCAGGAGGGGGAGGGGAGGGACGAUGCGGGGGAAGAGAGGAGACGUGGGAGAGGGAGUGGGAGGGGUGGUGGAGGGAGGGCAUGGGGGCGGGUGGACAGGACAAUGCUCAACUGCCUGGCGGGGGCGCAUGGGCACGCGGGGGACAGGGCAGCCAUGCAGCGAGUGCUGGAGCGCAUGCACGGGGUGGAGGGGGCGGCAUGGCAUGUGAGCUCGUACAACACCGUGCUCGCCGUGCUCGUGCGUGCUGCUGACAUGGCGGGCGCCGAGAGGCUCAUGGAUGACAUGCGGGCGGGCGGCGUGCCCCCUGAUGCUGCCACGUGGACCACACUCAUGGGCGGGUACGCGGAGAAGAAGCUUCUGAGAAAGUGCAUGAGUGUGUUUAGGAAGAUGGUGGCAGCGGGGGUGCGUUGGGAUGCGGGGGCGGUGCGAGUGAUGCUGGCGGCGUGUCGCAGUGGCGAGCAGCAGGAGGAGGUGAGGCAGCUCGUGGAGAGUGUGGUUAGGAAGAGGACCAAGCGCUCCCUGCCCUCCCCCCCCUUCUCCUGUCCUACCCCUCGUCGUCCGCCCUUCCCAAUUCGUCUGCUCGCGCCACGCGCGUCCCGCGCAUUCCCUCGCCCGCCCGCUGCUCUUCCCGCUGAUUCCGUCCCUUCCACCGCCGCUCCGCCCUCGACACCGCAAGGCCCGCGCGAAUGGCGGAAGCUGUGGGCGCAACUGGCGCGGAAGUGGGCCAUGCGGGGGCGGCGGUGGCGGUGGGGCGUGCUGGACGGGUACCUCGCGCGCAGCAUGGCGCGCCCCUUCGCGGUGGCGGCGGGCGUGGCGGCGAGCGUGGGCGUGGCGCUGGGGUCGCUGGCGGAGGUGGCGCGCGUGGCGGCCAACACGGGCGCGCCGCUCCGCCUGGCGCUGCUGGUCGCGCUGCACCACCUCCCGCGCUUCCUCGCGCUCGCGCUCCCCCCCGCCUGCCUCGCCGCCUCCCUCUUCGCCUUCUCCCACUUCCUGUGCCCCCAGGCGCAGAGCGAGCUGGCGGGCAUGGCGGCGGGGGGAGUGGCGUGGGGCAGGCUGCUGCGCGCGCCAGUGUGUGUGGGCGUGGGGGCAGGCGUGCUCAUGCUCGCAUACCAUGAACACGUGGUGCCAUGGGCCAUGGGCAGGGCGCAGCGCAUGGUGGAGGCGGCAGUGACAUCGGACAUGGCAUCGCUGCCAUCCCAGCAGCAUGUCUUGCUGCGCGAAUAUGUGCCAUGCAUGCCAUGUAAGGUGGCGCAGCACCACCAUGACCCCCUCGCACUCCUCCUCGCCCAUCUUCACCCCCCCUCACCACACACCACCAUCGCCUCUCCUCUCGCUGGCAGUGCAGGGGGGGCAGCGGCGGCAGCAGGCAAGGGGGGCGAGGGAGGGGGAGGGGGGGCGGGGCUGUGGCGGGUGUGGUAUGCGGGGGAGGUGGGGGGCGGUGCCAUGCGGCGUGUCAUGCUGCUGCACCUCGCCCCUCAGGGGCACGUGCAGGCCGUGAGUCCUCCUUCCCUCUUCCCCGGCUUGUCUCUCUGUCUCUCCGCCUCCCUCACCGGCCUCCUUCUCUCUGCUGCAGCUGGAGUCACUAGACGUGCCACUCGCCUCUGCGCUGCCCUCCUCCUCGCCCCUCGCCGCCCACGCCGCCCUGCCGCCCGCCUGUCUCCCCCGCAGCCUCCUCACAGCGCGCACCAGGCACCUGCGUGCGCAGCUCGCAUGGCUGCAGCGCCAGGCACCCCGCAAGGGGCCAAGGUGGUGGGGAAGGGACGAGCGGGCGGUGAGGGAGCAGCGCAGGCGGGUGGGGGAGCAGAGGAGGCGGGUGGCGGAGCAGAGGAGGAGGGUGGCGGAGGCGGAGAGUGA
Messenger RNA from Closterium sp. Naga37s-1, 6165 nucleotides. The record is from the annotation of a GenBank genome assembly. Lineage: Eukaryota; Viridiplantae; Streptophyta; Zygnematophyceae; Desmidiales; Closteriaceae.